Drosophila eugracilis is the source of this 2052-nucleotide messenger RNA. RefSeq names its product fatty-acid amide hydrolase 2-A. Bases 166 to 1755 code for a protein of 529 amino acids. Lineage: Eukaryota; Metazoa; Arthropoda; Insecta; Diptera; Drosophilidae. The transcript has 5 exons. The record is from RefSeq and is a predicted model, not a curated record.
GUCACGCUGAUUCCUUACAUUUAAAAAUCCCAUCUGAUUGGACUCACUUUGUGCUUAGCGGACAACAACACAUGGGCCACAUCACAGAGAACAAACUCAUCCAAUUCCGAAUCUGAUUCCAAGUAGUUAAGGUAUUCCAGCCAUACAUUUCCAAAUCUCGACGAAAUGGUACAAAGCGUUUCAGUGGCUCGGGCCAUUGGAGGCUACAUCUUUGGCCUUCUCCAGGCCUGCAUUCGUUUCAUUUUCCGGCUAAUCUAUGGCCAAAAAGGGGAGAGUGUUCCCCCGAUAACAGAUCCUAUUCUGUUGGAAUCGGCCACAUCGUUGGCCAGAAAGAUCCGCAACCAGGAGUUGAGCAGCGUUCAGGUUUUGGAAUCCUUCAUACGCCGCAUCAAGGAGGUCAAUCCCAUUUUGAACUGUGUAGUGGAUGAACGCUAUGAUCAAGCUUUAAAGGAAGCAAUCGAAGCUGAUGCACUAAUCAAACUCGGUCAAUACAGCGUGGAGGAGCUGGCGAAGCAGAAACCCUUUCUGGGUGUGCCCAUCACCACCAAGGAUUGCAUAUCGGUCAAGGGAAUGCUUCACACUGCUGGGCUCUAUGAACGUCGGGAUGUUCGUGGUACGCGAGAUGCGGAUGCCAUGGCCUUGAUGCGCAAGGCAGGAGCCAUUCCUAUCGCCCUCACGAACGUGUCCGAGGUGUGCAUGUGGUGGGAGAGCAACAAUACGGUGCACGGAAGGACUAGGAAUGCGUACGACACAAACCGGAUUGUCGGUGGCUCUAGCGGUGGCGAGGGCUGCAUCCAGUCUGCGGCUGCCUCCGCCUUUGGCUUGGGCUCUGAUAUUGGUGGCUCCAUUCGUAUGCCAGCAUUUUUCAAUGGCAUCUUCGGCCACAAGCCCAGCAAACUGGUUGUAUCCAAUGUGGGUCAAUUUCCAGCGCCUUUUAGUGCAGAGCAGAAUUCCUUCUUGGGUCUGGGUCCCAUGUCACGAUUUGCCGAGGAUUUACGACCCAUGUUAAAGAUUAUGGCGGGCGAAAAGGCAGCCGUGCUAAAACUGGAUGAGGAUGUCGACUUGACCAAAUUGAAGUUCUUCUAUCAAGAGUCCGAUGGCGGUGGCCGUUUGAUAUCCGCCGUUGAUCCUGACUUAAGACAGGCCAUGACCCGAGUGGUGGAGCAUCUUAGAGAAAAGUUCGGAAGUCAGAAGGUGGAGCGCAUUCAACUGCCACAGUUCCGUCAAUCGGCUGCCAUCUGGUUCGCCAACAUGCGCGACGACAGCGGCCAUGGAUUCGCCUACCAAUUGGGCAACCUGGAGCACGAUAUCAACACGUACCUUGAGCUGUUCAAAUGGUUUUUCGGUGCUUCCAAACACACGUUUAUUGGCCUGUCGACGGCCAUCAUGGAUAGUGCUCAGUGCAAGCAUGGAUCGCCCAAGUAUGAUCACCUGGUACGCAAGCGGAAUGAUCUGAGGACAGAGCUCCAGCGCCUGCUGGACGAUAAUGGAGUGUUGAUCUAUCCCACUCAUCCAACGGUGGCUCCAUAUCACAAUGAGCCCAUAACGCGACCCAUUAACUUUGCCUACACUGGUAUUGUUAAUGUUCUGGGUUUUCCUGCCACAGCUGUGCCCCUGGGCAAACUGGGAAGCGAGGGUCUGCCUCUGGGCGUCCAGAUUAUCGCCAAUUUUAAUCAGGAUCGUCUGUGCUUGGCCGUUGCCGAGGAAUUGGAGCGAGCCUUUGGGGGCUGGGCCAGGCCCGAAGUUCGGCUCUGAGACCAGUCUCAACUAUAUGCAUACCUGCGAGUAUGCAGCUUAGCUAGCUUAUAGAAAGUAGUGGUCAAGUGAUCCAUCCUGGAUUUAACCCAUCACCCACUCCCGGUCAAGAACCCACCCACCCAUGCAUUCGCCUGGCGAUAAAAGGUAUUUCUUGUAUGUACUCCAGUGCCUCGUUGUAAUAUCAAUUUUCGAUGUGGAUUUAUCUAUUUUGUAUGUAUUUUAAAACGUGAAAUAAUCAACGAUCCAAGCGGAUCCGUUCCCAUUUUGCAUUUAUAAUAAAUAAUUGCAACGAAA